Messenger RNA from Cheilinus undulatus (humphead wrasse), 1518 nucleotides. It is a transcript of the gene dlx3b, whose product is annotated as distal-less homeobox 3b. Gene Ontology annotation, molecular function: DNA-binding transcription factor activity, RNA polymerase II-specific; RNA polymerase II cis-regulatory region sequence-specific DNA binding. NCBI's taxonomy places the organism in Eukaryota, Metazoa, Chordata, Actinopteri, Labriformes, Labridae. Gene Ontology annotation, biological process: regulation of transcription by RNA polymerase II; epithelial cell differentiation; embryo development. The coding region runs from base 149 to 991 and encodes 280 amino acids. The record is from RefSeq and is a predicted model, not a curated record. The transcript has 3 exons.
GAGUUUCAGUGGAAUAUAAACGCUCCUAAGUCGUGCGUUUAAACGCGCGCAUACACCAACUCUUUGGCGAUUUUUUUUCCUGCUUUACGCACCAGAAAAAGAACAAUCCACGAGUGGAUUUUGUUAACUCCGGAGGGCUGAUUUCAUCAUGAGCGCCGGACAGACCUACGACAAGAAAGUCGGGUGUAUUUUGACCGAUCUACCAGGAUCUAUGAGCUGCCACCCGAACUCCAAGGACUCACCAACUCUGCCCGAGUCCUCGGUGACGGACAUGGGCUACUACAGCGGACAGACGGCUCACGGGCAGCACGAGUACUAUCAGAGCCAAGCAUACGGACAGCCCAUGAACUCUUACCAUCAUCAGUUUAACCUGAACGGAAUGGGAGCCGCUGGAGCGUACGCCACCAAAUCUGAAUACCCGUACACGAACAGCUACAGACAGUUCGGACAUUACAACAGAGACCACCUGCAGGCAUCGCCUCCCAGCUCAGUGAAAGAAGAGCCAGAGCCUGAGGUCCGGAUGGUGAAUGGAAAGCCGAAAAAGAUCCGCAAGCCGAGGACGAUCUACUCCAGUUAUCAGCUCGCUGCUCUGCAGAGACGCUUCCAAAAGGCGCAGUACCUCGCGCUGCCCGAAAGAGCGGAGCUGGCGGCUCAGCUCGGCCUCACCCAGACACAGGUGAAGAUCUGGUUCCAGAACAGGAGAUCCAAGUUCAAGAAACUGUACAAAAACGGCGAAGUCCCCCUGGAGCACAGCCCCAACGCCAGCGACUCCAUGGCCUGCAACUCCCCUCCCUCCCCCGCAGUGUGGGAGAACAGCACCCAGCAGAACACCCCCAUCAGCAGACCUCAGGUCCCACAGCCGACGCACAGCUCGUCGCCGCCUUACCUGGAGGAUUAUAACAACCACUGGUACCAGCAGGGAUCACAUCUACAGCACCCGGGCACCGUGCACCACCCGGUGCCGCAGCAGAGUGUCGGAGCAGUUUAUUGACAGUGACUCCAGAGCAGAUUGAGCUCCUCACAUUUUCCAAACGAGGCCUCUCCACUAAAGACUCCACAGAGAGAAGAACCCGGAGCAGGCCUCGAGUGAAACAUUGCGCCUGUUUUUAAGGAUGACCAACAAUGUUUCAGAACUGGGUUUCUAUUCAAAAGCACAUAAGGGAUUUCCGAUCACUUGUGGCAGCACAUUUAACGGACAUCUGGCGUGGUUUUUAAAUUAUUUAUCGCUUCUGUUGUAUUUCCUUAAACCCCUUUUUUGUAAAUGAAUAUGCAAAGUCUGUUUUUAACGAGUAGCAUAACCACAAAUUGACAAAACUGUGCAGUUGAUCCAGGCUACACUCAGAUCAUGUAUAAAGAGCGCGUCAGAAACACUCAGGUCAUAUUUAUAUGGAUUUGUACAAACCGUCGAAGGCUGUAAAUAUGUGUUUAUAUGCAGAACCACUAUGACCGUCUUUGUUUGAAACGGAAAAGCUGCACUGUGGUGCUUCCAAAACCAUUUUCAUCUUUAUGUAAUUAGUC